This is a messenger RNA of Pristis pectinata (smalltooth sawfish), 2788 nucleotides long. RefSeq names its product chloride channel protein A-like. Gene Ontology annotation, biological process: chloride transport; transmembrane transport. The record is from RefSeq and is a predicted model, not a curated record. The transcript is spliced from 15 exons. Bases 15 to 2396 code for a protein of 793 amino acids. Gene Ontology annotation, molecular function: voltage-gated chloride channel activity. Gene Ontology annotation, cellular component: membrane; intracellular membrane-bounded organelle. Lineage: Eukaryota; Metazoa; Chordata; Chondrichthyes; Rhinopristiformes; Pristidae.
GCUACUGGAGCUAAAUGACUUCUCUGUUCAAGCCUACCAAGAAAUGGAGGGACUCUGAGGAAGAUCCCUUGAUCAGACCUGUGAUAGGUAAACUGAAUGUUCAGAGAAGAAAUGCUGGGGCUGAUUUGAUUAGAGUUAAGUACACACAGAAGGAUCGAGAGAGGCUGGCAUCACAUGAGAGUCUGGAUUAUUUGCCUUCUCACAGUGAAGUUUAUAGAAAAUGGCUGAGAGAAAUGCCUUACAGGUCAGACUGGGACCACUGGUUUAUGAUGGGAUUGAUUGGAAUAGCAGUUGGAAUCCUGGGUUUUUUUGUAUACCAGGCUAUUGACACAAUUAAUAAAUUGAAAUGGAAGCUUGUUCUGCAUUAUAUCCAGAACAGUCAAUUUUUCCUCACUUGGAUCUAUGUCGUUGGUAUUGGAGCAGUAAUGGUCACAUUGUCAUCUGGAGUGGUGCUGUUUCUCUGUCCAUUAGGAAUGCCAAGUGGCUUGCCUGAAGUGAUUGGAUUUCUGAAUGGUGCCUCAGUUCAAUACAUCUUUAACUUUAGAACACUGAUUGGGACUAUGGUGUCUUGUGUGUUAGCUGUAGCCUCUGGGCUCUUCUGUGGGCCAGAGGGACCAAUGAUUCAUAUGGGGAGAAACUUCAUUACUGCAGGGGCAGGAGCAGGGAUAGCUUCUGUGUUCCGAGCCCCUGUGGGUGGGCUGCUGUUCACUUUUGAAGAGGUGGCUUCUUUCUGGGAUAUCAAACUAGCCUGGCAGACCUUUUUCUGUUGUUUGAUGGCUGCAUUUACCACCGAUCUCCUCUCCUCCUCUUUCCAUGGAUUUACUUAUCAAGGACAUUUUGGAUUCUUCAAGGCUGAAGAAAGCAUCUUAUUUGGGGUGAAAUAUUUGCUUGACAUGAAUAUUUUGAUCUUCAUUCCGACCAUUAUCCUGGGAAUAAUAGGAGGUCUUCUGGGAGCAUUGUUUAUCUCAAUGAACAUGAGAGUCAACCAAUUUCGGAUAAAAUUCUUUAACUUAAUUAAGCAUCCGUUAAUACAAAAGAUAAGCAAGCUCUUGGAGGCAAUCCUGAUUUUGGUAGUCACAAUUACAACCACAAUCUACGUGCCUUCCUUCUUCCCGUGCACCCCGCUCUCUCCCUACUGGCACCACGAACCGGAAAACAGGUCACUUUAUUACAACAGCUCAACAAAAGUCACUCACCUUCUGAGUAAGACAGAGCAUUUCUACCUCUAUAACUGCCCAAAGGGAACAGCAUGGAUUGGACCUGAUGGCAUAAAACAUUCAAAUUUUAGUUACAAUCAAGCUGCUGCACUUUUGGUUGAAAAUGGGAAGAACGGAAUUGUAUAUCUCUUCAGAAGAGGAACACACAAAGAAUUUGGAUUUGCUGCUCUCUUCACAGCCCUCAUUAUUUACUACUUGUUUUCUUGUUGGACAGCUGGUACUGCUAUGGCAUGUGGACUUGUCAUACCAAUGCUGUACACAGGAGCUCUAUAUGGCAGGAUAGUUGGCCUGAUCAUGGUGUCGAUAUUUGGUGUCCAAACUGACAAGUAUGGAGCCUGGAUAGAUCCUGGCCUUUUUGCAGUAAUUGGAGCUGCCUCAUACUUUUGUGGUGUUUCAAGACUGACAAUUUCCCUCACUGCUAUCAUGGUGGAGCUAACCAAUGAUGUGCAGUCCUUGCUGCCAACAAUGGUAGCUGUCAUGGUGGCCAGGAUGAUUGGAGACUUGUUCAACCAUUCACUGUACAGUUCUUUACUGAAGCAAAAACGUAUUCCUUUCCUGGAGCCAGAGCCAUAUGUCUUGUACCAGAAGAAACCGCUGAAUUUAGAGUUGUUUACAGCCAAAGACAUCAUGGAGCUUCAAGUAAAGGUUCUCCACCUGAAAGAAAAGGUGUCUAACCUGGCUGAGCUUCUACUAGAGACAAACCACGGUGGAUUCCCUGUGAUUUAUCAACCAGAACAAGCCCAGGAGGAAGUAUUCAUAGGAAGUAUCACCAGGCUGGAACUCUGCAGAAUCUUGGAAAAUGAGGAGCUUUUUGAAACACAGAAUAAAGAGAGCUACAACCAAUGUGCUCAGCUGAACUACCAUGAGAUUUCUGCCAAGCUUCAAGAUAUGACGAAGAUAAAUCUGCUCCUGAACAUGUACAGAACUGACCACCGAUAUAAGGACAACUACAUCAAUUUGAAACCAUACAUCAACCAGUCAGCAAUGACUGUCCAUGCUAAUUUUUCCCUUCAACGCACUUACAUCAUUUUUCGAACAUUGGGACUUCGCCACCUGACUGUUGUUGACUUGAGAAAUCGCGUUCUUGGCAUCAUUACACGGAAAGAUCUAAUGGCAUUCCGACUCGAGGAGAAACUGUUUGAAUCUAAGAAUUUGGAAAGAAACGUUUAUAAAAGAUAAAGUUUUCUGAUAAAAUUUUUCACUUAUUACUCUGUCCUUCUUGAAAUCAAACCUCAUUUAGAAGGGAAGGUAGCAAUUGUUUCUGACCAUAUAACAUCAUCACAUACUCCAAUCUUUUGCUUUGUAAUAACCUUUAUUUACAGGCUCUUCCACUCAGCCUGAAACAUCUUUUUUGAACAUGUAUUUGUUCCAUUUGGGGAGAUUAACUUUGGAGAAUGUCUCUUUACCAGUCUUUUAAAGAAUUGCUAUUGAUUUUUUGUUUGUUUGUCAUUGACAAAGGAUAGCAAGUAACAGCAGUCAUUCACAUCUUAGAAUUUUCCAAUUUGACUAUAGUAGGUUACUACUUUUGUCGAUGAAUUAAGCAAUGAUCAGAUAUAGAUUAACAAUAAACA